Brassica oleracea var. oleracea is the source of this 1120-nucleotide messenger RNA. RefSeq names its product glyoxylate/hydroxypyruvate reductase HPR3-like. Gene Ontology annotation, molecular function: glyoxylate reductase (NADPH) activity; NAD binding; hydroxypyruvate reductase [NAD(P)H] activity. The record is from RefSeq and is a predicted model, not a curated record. The coding region runs from base 37 to 996 and encodes 319 amino acids. The transcript has 2 exons. NCBI's taxonomy places the organism in Eukaryota, Viridiplantae, Streptophyta, Magnoliopsida, Brassicales, Brassicaceae. Gene Ontology annotation, cellular component: cytosol.
UCACUUUCUGAGGAACCUUAUCAAAAAAUAGUGUCAAUGUCUGAAUCUCCACUCGUCCUCGUUCAACGGCCACCAACAUUUGAUUUCAUGGACGAGCUUCUGAGUCGUAACUUCCCUGUUCUCACCACUCACCACACCUCGUCGGCUCCACUCCCGAACUCCCUCUCCCGUCAUGCCUCCAUCAGAGCCGUCGUCAACAUGGCCAUGCUCAAGCUUGACGCCGAUCUCCUCUCCCACCUCCCUUCUCUCCAGCUUCUCGUCUGCACCAGCGUCGGCACCGAGCACAUCGACCUCGCUGAGUGCAAGCGCCGCGGCAUCGCCGUCACCAACGCCGGCGAAGCCUUCUCGGAAGACGUGGCGGAUUGUGCCGUCGGUUUGCUGAUUAGCGUCCUCCGUAAGAUCCCGGCGGCUGAUCGUUAUGUCCGGUCCGAGAAGUGGGUGAAAUUCGGAGAGUUCCAGCUAGGGAUCAAGCUAAGCGGGAAGCGAGUUGGGAUACUUGGACUAGGGAGCAUAGGAUCUUUUAUUGCUAAAAGACUCGAACCCUUUGGCUGCAUCAUCUCUUACAACUCGACGAUUCAGAAACAGAGCAUCACCUACCCGUACUACCCGGACGUUCUCUCCUUAGCAGCAAACAACGAAGUCAUCAUCCUCUGCUGCGCUCUGAAUGAUCAGACGCGCCACAUUGUGAACAGAGAAGUGAUGGAGUCGCUUGGGAAGAACGGGGUUAUAAUCAAUGUGGGACGGGGAGGGCUGAUUGAUGAGAAGGAGAUGGUUAAGUGUCUUGUCGAUGGUGUGAUUGGUGGUGCUGGUUUAGAUGUGUUUGAGAAAGAACCGGGAGGUCCUGAGGAGUUGUUUGGUUUGGACAAUGUUGUCUUGUCUCCACAUUGUGCGAUAGCCACGCCAGGGUCUUUGAACAAUAUUGCGCAGCUUACUUUGGCUAACUUGAAGGCGUUUUUCUCGAACCAGCCUUUGAUUUCUCCGGUUCGGUUAGAUUGAGAGAUCGUCCGGUUUGAUUAAAAGGGCUAUAAUAUUUUAGUUAUUGAACAAUAUGAUUGAGGUGAUGAUUGUUCGUUUGGUUUCUAGAUUUUGGAUUUUGAUUUUUAGUUUUUGGUUCGUGGAU